Messenger RNA from Gopherus evgoodei (Goodes thornscrub tortoise), 3019 nucleotides. RefSeq names its product leucine-rich repeat-containing protein 51-like. The transcript has 5 exons. Bases 96 to 677 code for a protein of 193 amino acids. The record is from RefSeq and is a predicted model, not a curated record. Lineage: Eukaryota; Metazoa; Chordata; Testudines; Testudinidae. Gene Ontology annotation, molecular function: protein binding.
CUGGGUGGGGCUUUUGGUGUGGUUCUGGUUACCAUAGCUACCCGAGAGUUCCAUAUAGUGAGGGGAGAGAGGAGCAGAGAUGCGUGGCCUGAAAGAUGAACGUGCGAUGGGAUUGCUGUAAGAUCUCACUGCAGGCACCACCUCUGGACUAUUCCUUCCGAGGCAUCAGCUUCAUCCAAGACCUGCUGACAGAGCAGCCCCGGGCUGGCCUCAAGGUGAUCAAGCACUCGGCCGGGGGGAAGCUGCUGACCCAGGCGGUGCGCCUGAAUAACAACACCAUCAAUGAGCUGACCGACUUCGCCUCCACCAUGGAGCAGCUGCUGGAGUACCCCGACGAGCUCUCCUGGGUCGACCUCUCCUUCAACGACUUGCCUACUAUCGACCCGGUGCUGACUAUGUACCCCAACCUCCGGGCGCUGAACCUGCACGGGAACAGCAUCCAGAGCCUCAGCGAGGUGGACAAGCUGGCCGUCCUGCCACACCUGCGGACGCUGACCCUGCAUGGAAACCCCAUCGAGGAGGAGAAAGGCUACAGGAGCUACGUGCUGUCUGUGCUGCCCCAGCUGAAGUCCUUCGAUUUCAGCGGCGUGACAAAGCAGGACCGCUCCACCGCCGCCUUCUGGAGACGCAUGAACGUCAAACCCAAGAAGGUCAAGAAAAGGCGAGACGACUACUGAGGGGACGAGCUGAAGCAGCAGCUGCACCGUUCAGCAGGGCCCAGCGCCCUGCUGGGGGGUGGGGGUAAAGCCCGCCUGUUAGCGUAGGAAUAAAGGCUUCGAGCUCUGUAGGGCAGGACGAUGAAUUGCUGCGAGGGGUGGGGCUCAAUCAUCACUGGAGACGGACAGGGAGGCUGCCGGGGCAGCGGGCCGGGUACACACCUGCCAUUGUUGGCACAGAGGGUCUGUGCUCGGCUCGCUCCACCACUCUACUGAGGGGCUAGGAAAUGCCCCUCCUGUGAUCGGCAGGCAGCUGGGGGGGAAGAAAGGCGGCCCUGGGCUUCCCAGGUGUGAGACUAAGAGCCUGUUGUGCCCCCAGCAGCAGAUGAGCUGGCCUUGCCACGCUGGGCUCUUAAGAUGUCCCAGCCCCCUUCUGCUGAGGCUGCCAGCGAGAGUCCCUCUGUGGUCAGGAGGCGCUAGCAGUCCCACGCUGGCUGCUUCCUUCUCGGCUGAGGAUGGGGCAGCACCGCUCCAGGACGCUCUUGUGCCCCAGGCUUGCUCAGGGGGUUUCUCUACGGCUAGACUGCAAAGUGUAACCCUCCAUCCCCGGCACAUCAAACCAAAAGCCAGCCAGGGCAGGAGCAAGGGCACAGAAUCGUCCCAGCACAGCCCCCGGCUAGAGCCCAGGGGCAAAGAGAGGGGCCCCUACCUGGGGAGGCAAACAGCUCAAAAUGCUACAUACGACAGGACUAUCUGCCUUCCAUGCAACCUGCCUCCCCUGGCCCUGGCCGGCGGGCCCUGCAGUGUGAGCCCAGUCGCUCCUGCGGGCACUAACCUCAUCACGCGCUCAGCCCGCCUCCAAACGCUCGGUCUCCGCACUAGCAGGGGUGGGACGAGCCUGAAGGCCCCUGACUCCUUUGUGGGAAGAAAGCUGGUAAGUGACUGUCCCACAGGACCAUUUGACUGAAUUCAUGGGCUCCCAUCAGCCUGCAGCUUCUGGGGCUACUCAGCCCUGCCCCCUGGGCUUUAGUGCUUAAUGCUCAGAGUCGUUCCCAGCUGAGCCAGCCAGGUUUCCCUUGUGCCCCAGGAUCCUGGGCCAGUCACGUCACCCCCAUGCAAGUCCCUGCCUGUCACUGUCGUCACUUCCCAAGAGGCUUCUAGCACAACUGCUCCAGCCCCUUUCUUCACUCUCCCUCCCCCAACACGAAAUUGGCACCUCGCCCUUUCUCUGCCCCGAGGCAAAGCUUGAACUCAUCCCAGGCCAUGGGUGAGGCUGGGGAAGAGCAGCAAUCCGAUCCCUGACAAUUAACUGACAGUGCAUGCCCAGUGGGCUAGGUCGGGGCCUGGGGAUAGCAAUGGUUCCAUGCCAUCAGAUCCAUUCCCCUCCCAGACACCUCUCCCCCACCUCCAGCUGUUCACUGCCCCUACUGCUUCCCCAGGGCCACUUCAGUGACUAGAGGCUUAGGUGAGGCCCCAAUAGGGGUAGAAAUUAUGGAGCUACAGAUCAGGCCUAGGGGAUCCCUUCUCCAGGAAGUACUGUGGGGAGGGAGCCAGGGUUCCAGCUGUGGCUAGUUCUACACUGGGUCUGGCAUAGUUGAGAACAACCUCAGGGCUGCUCUAAGUGACACUAGCUGCUAAUCCUGCCCAAGGAGCCAUUGGCCAAGCAAGGGAGGGGUGUAGCACAACACCUGCCUGACUUCCCUCUGCCCUGGGGCAAAAUGGCACAGCACCUUCUUCUCCACCCCUGAAGCCUGUGCCACCUGCAGGGACAUGCAGCCCAGUGGAUGUGCCUGGCAGCAGACAGUGUCUCCUCAGACUGAGGAAAAACGGUGCCAAAGGGAUGAAAUUCAGCCUGGCAAGGCCACGCCUGCCCCUCCCAGCUCUCCUUUAGCACAAGCCCCUGCCCCCACAUUCCCUGUGCUUGCCCAUGGACUGCAGCGCUCUUAAGACCCAAGCAGCUGCCAGCCUUGCUAAAGCAGAAGUUUAAGACAACCCCUUUAGUGAUGGUAUUUUGGGGGGGCAGGGAGAGCACGUUGCGAUCCUCUCUCAGGAGACCCUGAUGUGUUAACGCUGCUGAUCCAGCCACCCGAAGCCAUGGCUGCAUGGGACGCUCAGGCCAGCUCCCAUGCCAGAGUGAGGGUAGUUGGUGAUUGCCCUGCGUCAGUUCUUCUCCUUGGGCAUGGUCUUCCCCAUCCCUUGUCCGUAGAACCAGGAAUGAACUCAACCAGCUGGGCCAGGAGCAGGUGGUAGAGACGCUCAGGGGCACUGUGGAAGCUCCUGGCUUAAUGGUUUGAGGGCACCUUGCCCAGGUUUUGCUGGUGCACUAUUAAACACAUCAACUCUCUCCCACAGGGAGUGUCACA